This is a messenger RNA of Pestalotiopsis fici W106-1, 663 nucleotides long. RefSeq lists its product as uncharacterized. The record is from RefSeq and is a predicted model, not a curated record. The transcript has a single exon. Bases 1 to 663 code for a protein of 220 amino acids. NCBI's taxonomy places the organism in Eukaryota, Fungi, Ascomycota, Sordariomycetes, Amphisphaeriales, Sporocadaceae.
AUGCCCAAAACCAGUCCUAGGCCAGAUGGCCUCAACACUGCCGCUCCGCAACCAGCACAAGCAACACAACCUGCGAAGCGCUUUCAAUUGCCGGCGCUGAACCUCUCUUUGGGCUCUCUGACGGAGGGAACUGACAUCCCGCCACCCAUUCCAUCGCCAGUCCAGGAAGUUCCCACACCACCAAAGACCCCGCCAGCCGAUGAUGCGCCCAAGAAGACAACGAAUGGCGCGGCUAAUGUACAGACCAAUGGCUUGGAUACUUCUCCCAAGUCGGAUGUCUCAAGCUCUACGAAUGGCGGAUUGAAGCGUCCGGUGGACCAAGGUCCUGUAUCGCCCACCUACUCGAGCCGUGGCAGCUUGCGACGGUAUCUAAGCAAGAAUCUACUUCACAAUGCUUAUGAUGAGCAAGCUUCCAUCAGUAGCCAAGUUGCUUCUAGACCCCCUAGUCGUACAGCAAGUGUUGCAGCAGAGGAGCGAAAGGCCAAGCGUGGCAGUGGAUGGUUCCGACGUCUCCGGUCGAAUGACUCAAAACGAAACAGCAUGCAACAAUUCGAAGAGGUCCACGUCGAAAAGAAGGGGCCACCACCGCCCACGAUUCCCGAGAUGAGCGCCUUUAAGAUUGAUACGGCAAUUGGCGAUGAUCUCUUCAAAGAAAUCAAAUAG